This is a messenger RNA of Numida meleagris (helmeted guineafowl), 2763 nucleotides long. Its product is annotated as basic phospholipase A2 Cdr-13-like. Gene Ontology annotation, biological process: phospholipid metabolic process; arachidonate secretion; lipid catabolic process. The record is from RefSeq and is a predicted model, not a curated record. The transcript has 8 exons. The coding region runs from base 1 to 552 and encodes 183 amino acids. Lineage: Eukaryota; Metazoa; Chordata; Aves; Galliformes; Numididae. Gene Ontology annotation, molecular function: calcium ion binding; phospholipid binding.
AUGCCAACCACGCAGCCCAUGACUGGCGGAGGCUUUCCCAAGCAGAAGGAUGCCAAAAAAAAAGGGGAGAAAAGGGUUUCUGGCAUCGCACCGAUUCCUCCCCCAGGCUCGUUGCUGGCAGGCGGGAACCUCUGGCAGCUGCAGCAGGUGAUCACGAAGAUGACGGGGAAAAACGCCGUGCUGCGUUACUCCUUCUACGGCUGCUACUGCGGCGUGGGGGGCCGUGGGCAACCCAAGGACGCCACAGACAGGUGCUGCCAGCUGCACGAUGCCUGCUACGACAGCCUCCAGCGGCACCACUGCGACGCCAAGCAGCAGUACUACCGGUACAGCUGGGACAGAGCCCACCUCACCUGCAGUAAGUGGGGAUGCUGGAAACGGGGCUCCCCCCUUCUCCAGAUGGAAUCAGAAUCGGUGCUGCCCGCAGACAGGGACUCGUGGUGCGCCCGGCUGUCCUGCGAGUGUGACCGCAGCCUGGGGCUGUGCCUGCGGAGAAGCGCGAGGAGCUACAAGUGGCGCUACGUGCUGUACCCCAAGAGCAAGUGCAGGUGAUGAGCACGUGCAAAGCGAAGAUGUCUCAGGUUUGGCCCUCUGCUCCAGACGGGUUUUGCGGCUGGAGCUGGGUUCCCGCCUUCGUGUUGAACUUAAUUGAUGUGAAAAUAAAUGAUGUGCUUAAAUCAUCCCGGUCCUCUGCGAGCUGGAGCCCAGCAGUGCCCUCCCAGCACCCUCCCAGUGCCCCCCGUUACGUUCCAGAGCCUCCCAGCACACACACAGUACCACCCUGCGCUGCACAGAGCAGCUCAAUAACCUCUGAGUGCCUUCCAAUGCUGCCUAGAGACCCCCAGGACACCCCCAGUAACCUUCCAGUGCUACCUAGAACCUACCAGUGUGCUCCCAGUCCCCCCUAGUGUUGUCCAGAGCCUCCUAACACACCCCCAGUGGACCCCAACCCUUGCUAGAAAUCCCCAAUAUGCUCCCAGUGCUGCAUAGCACUCCGCAGUAUCCUCCCUAUGCCCUCCCAGUGCAGCUCGGUGCUGUCUUGAGCCCUCCAGUACGCUGCCAGUGCUGCUUAGUGUAGCCUAAAGGCUCCCAGUGCCUUUCCACUGAACCUCAGCAUUGCCCAGAGCCCCUUCAAUUAAAUCCCAGUGCUCCCUGGUACUGUCUAGGACCUCCCAGUGCCCUCCAGUGCUGCCUACAUGCACCCAGUACUCUUCUAGCAUCUCACAAAAUGAGACUUUGGACUCUCAAUGUGGGGCUUUGGAUCACCAAAAUGGGGUUUGGGGAGAUGAAAAUGGGGUUACAGAUCUUCAAAAUGGGCAUAUGGAGUGAAAGAGAAGAAUCCAACCCCUUGAAAUUAAGAGCUUCACCCUAGAACUGAACUUGUGGACCCAAAGAAUGACUCUCUAGAUGGAAGAAUUAGAGUUUGGGCCCUACAAACAGGAUUAUGAGCCCUUGAAUUUAGUCUUUGGAUGUUCAGAAAGGGAUUUUGUGACCAAAAAUCAGGAUGUUUAGAUCUUCCAAAUGGUAUUUUAGAGCGGAAGAUGAAGCCUGGGUUCAAAGGAUAAGGUUCGGGACCCAAAAAAACGAACAUGGGAGGAUGCCUGGGGUCUGUGGGCAGCGCUGAGAGCACUGGGAAAAGUCCUGAGGGCACGUAGAGAGCAGUGGGGGGGGGGAACUGGGAGCAUACUGGGAAGCUCUUGGCAGUACUGGGGGGCACUGGGUGUUUGGGGGUCUCUAGAUAGCACUGGGGGUGUGCUGGCAAGCUCAAGACAGUACCAGGGGACAGCGAGAGGGUACUGGGGUGAUGCAGAAUGCACUGGGAGGGUGCCUGGGGGUCCCCAGGCAGCAGCGAGGGGCUCCAGCCUGCGUCACACCGGGCUGUGGGUUUGGCCGGCAAGGGACGGGGCGUAGCAGGACGGCGCGGGGGGACAGGCGAGAGGAAUUUCGGCACUUCCAGGCGGGAGCCGGAGGCACGGGGCAGCACUCGGCCAGCGGCGAGGGAUUGGAAGCGGAACCGGUGCUGUUUCCCGGUGCAGGCGAGAGGAAGAUGAGGGUCCUGCUGAUGCCGGCGCUGCUGCUCGCCUGCGGCAUGCUCACAGCUCGUGGGAAGCACCCGCACACGUUUGCUCCGGGGCUGGAGGGAAGCACCGUGGGAAACCUGACUGCCCACGGCUGUGGCUCGGGAUGGGGCCGUGGUCGCGCUGCUUUCAUGGACCGGUGCUGCCUGCUCCGUGCCUGCUGCUACGCCAGGCUGGCCGCGCGCCGCUGCCGCGUGGGACCGACCCAGCGCCUCGUUGUGCCCCAGCCAGGGGUCCCUGCCUGCAGAUCCGGGACGCGGUGCCAGCGAGGGGCCUGCAGGUGUGAGCUGUUGGCUCAGCUCUGCCGGGCACGCAGCCGGGCGCUGCGCAAGUGUCGAGGCCGAGGCGGGCGCUGCUGAUGGAGAAGGGCUCCUGGUAAUUAACCCACCUCCAUGCUGGAGGACAACCGCCCUUUGGUGGAGCUGCGCCAUUAGACACUGGAUCCGAGGAGGGAGGGUAGCGCAGAUGUCAUGUUUUCUGCUCAGAAAAACAAGGGAGGAGCAGACACCUGCGCCUCGUCACGGCAAAGGGCGAGAUGAUGGAAGCAGUCUUGCUGUUGGCGUUCACCCCUUUUGGCUCAAGCUCCCCGUGUGCAAAUCGCUGCGCGGAGACGUUGGCUCCCUCAGCUUCUUGCUUCGCUGCAGCAUCUUGUCUGUCGCUCCAAAAUAAAACCUGAGAGCACAAA